Myodes glareolus (Bank vole) is the source of this 2832-nucleotide messenger RNA. The record is from RefSeq and is a predicted model, not a curated record. Lineage: Eukaryota; Metazoa; Chordata; Mammalia; Rodentia; Cricetidae.
UGGCUCCUCCUCCUCCGAGCAUUCCCACCUCCCAGGAGUGGAUUCUCUUCUCCUAAAAGUCACCUCCUCCUCAGAGCGUCACCACUUCCUCCCCCAGUGACCUCCUCUUCAGAGUGCUCCUCACAACAACCCUCCUCAGAACUCUUGUUCCUCGGAGCUCCACCCAGUUCCUCCGGGGCUCCAGAAACCACUUGCCUCUCUGCCAGGCUUCAGAACUGCUACUGUCAAGGCUGGGCUUGAGUCUGCCCCUCCGCUGCGGAAGAGGGGCUGGAGUGAGGACCAAGAAGUGUUUGCAGAGAGCAUAGGGGCAGGCAUGGGGCUGCUGACUGGGGCAGAGCUGUGGUCCGUGGCCAUAUUCUUCGCCAUCUUCCUGCUUCUGGUGGACCUAAUGCAGCGGCGCCACCGCUGGACUGCCCGCUAUCCACCAGGCCCUAUGUCAUUGCCUGUGCUUGGGAACCUGCUGCAGGUGGACUUCCAGAAUAUGCCAGCGGGCUUCCAAAAGCUGCGAUGCCGCUUUGGGGACCUGUUCAGCCUACAGCUGGCCUUUGAGUCAGUGGUUGUCCUAAAUGGACUGACAGCCCUGCGCGAGGCACUGGUGAGACACAGCGAGGACACUGCUGACCGGCCACUACUGCAUACAAAUGACCACGUGGGCUUUGGACCGCGUUCUCAAGGUGUGCUCCAAGCACAGUAUGGGUCUGCCUGGCGUCAGCAGAGGCGCUUCUCUGUGUCCACCUUUCGUCACUUUGGCCUGGGCAAGAAGUCACUGGAGCAGUGGGUGACCGAGGAGGCCAGAUGCCUCUGUGCUGCCUUCACCAACUAUAAUGGACGCCCUUUCAGCCCCAACACUCUAUUGGACAAAGCAGUGUGCAAUGUGAUCGCAUCCCUCCUCUACGCAUGCCGAUUUGAGUAUGAUGAUCCACGCUUCAUCAGGCUUCUGAGCUUAUUGAGAGAUACUAUUGACGAGGAAUCGGGCUUCCUGGCCAUGUUCCUGAAUGUGUUCCCGGUGCUACUGAACAUCCCAGGGCUGCCUGACAAGGUCUUCUCUGGAAAAAAGGCCUUCAUGGCCCUGCAGGAUGAGCUGCUAACUGAGCACAAGAUGACCCGAGACCCUACCCAGCCACCCCGAGACCUGAUUGAUGCCUUCCUGGCUGAGGUGGAGAAGGCCAAAGGAAAACCUGAGAGCAGCUUCAAUGAUGAGAACCUGCGUAUGGUGGUGGCUGAUCUGUUCAUGGCAGGGAUGGUGACCACUUCGAUCACACUGUCCUGGGCCCUGCUGCUCAUGAUCCUGCACCCGGAAGUACAGAGCCAUGUCCAAAAGGAAAUUGAUGAAGUCAUAGGGCAGGCGCGGUGUCCAGAGAUGGCAGACCAGGCCCACAUGCCCUACACCAAUGCUGUCAUUCAUGAGGUGCAGCGAUUUGGUGACAUCCUCCCACUUGGAGCGCCUCACAAGACAUCUCGUGACAUUGAACUGCAGGGCUUCCUUAUUCCUAAGGGGACGACCCUCAUCACCAACCUGUCCUCAGUGCUGAAGGAUGAGACUGUCUGGGAGAAGCCCCUCCACUUCCAUCCUGAGCACUUCCUGGAUGCCCAGGGCCGCUUUGUGAAACAUGAGGCCUUCAUGCCAUUCUCAGCAGGCCGCAGAGCUUGCCUCGGGGAGCCCCUGGCCCGCAUGGAGCUCUUCCUCUUCUUCACUUGCCUCCUGCAGCGCUUUAGCUUCUCCGUGCCUGCUGGACAGCCCCAACCCAGCGAACGUGGGGUCUUCAGGGGUAUGACAGCCCCAUCCCCAUACCAGCUCUGUGCUUUUUCCCGCUAAGAAGAAGGACGAACUCUCACUGCCCUGUUGGGGUCCUAACAUGCAAUAAAUCGUCUUACUCUGAACUAAACUGUCCCCAUGAGAUCUCCAGGCUGGAAUGGGAUCUCGGUAGGCUCCCCUGGAUAUUCACAACUCCCUACUUAUUCUUACAUGACCAUUUGACCCCAAGGAAAGGACUGGUCUUUUGUACUCAGAAAAUGAUACCUACCCCUGCCUCUUCCCCCAGCCCUCACUUUUCUCACCCACAUUGAUAAUGUUUGUACAUAGAUGCCAACACCUGGAAGGAGAGCCAGAAAGGACUGCUGAUAGGUGACGGUGUCAGUUACACAGAAGGGAAGGGCAGGAUUCGUCCUAUUCCCACUUCCACCCGCCACACAGCUGAGGCUAACUAUCACCACUACUGCCUGACUUCCAUGACAUUCCAGAGCUGCAGAGAAGUCAGGGGCUGGAAAUGAUAUGCCAGGUUAAGUGCCCAAGGUUACUCAUAGGGUACCAGCUGCUUCCUUCAAACACUUUAUGGGUGUCCAGAAUGGGUUACCUCCCUAGCUUCUUAGUCACCACUAUGACCCAUCAGGAUUACUGGUGCCCCUGCACAGUGAGAAGGUGAGACAAAGCUUGGCAGAACCAGCAAGCUCGGUGUUGGUACAUGCUCCCAGACUUAGUAGAUCCCCAGACCUUAGCACAACCUUCUCCAUGAUGGAAUUACCAUUCAUGCCAUAAAACUCAGCACACUGACAGCACCUCUUGCCAUAAUGAAAGCAAACACCCAAUCCAUCACAGUUCAUAGUUCUGGGAAAGUCUCUAAAUGCACUAACCUUGCUUUUUGGCUUCUGUAGUUUUGCUUCUGGCUAACUCUUCUUGUUAACUGAUAUGUGUCAAUCCAGGAUAUUCUUUUUUUAAAAAAGAAAAGAAAAGAAAAACGAAGAAAAAAGACAGAAAGCUCACUCUUAGAAAGACUCAGGACUGCACUGGAAUCAGUGUCUAGACAGUUAAUAAAGACUUUCUAUUGUUUUAGA